This is a messenger RNA of Punica granatum (pomegranate), 2545 nucleotides long. Lineage: Eukaryota; Viridiplantae; Streptophyta; Magnoliopsida; Myrtales; Lythraceae. The record is from RefSeq and is a predicted model, not a curated record.
AAGGGUAGAGUCCAGCAGGCAAUUUUUCUUCUUCGGUUUAUCAAUUAAAAAAAAAAAGAGAAGACAUUAUGAAUCGGAGGGCUUAAAUCGCAUCAUAUGGUCAUUAUUGGUAUAUCAAUUGCUUCCUUCGAAGUUUACCGCACGCUGGAGAAUGUCCCCGCCCUCCGCCGAUCGUGAGGGCCACGCUCCGCCGCGCCAGGAGGCCUCGGACUCCGACGCUGAGUACGAAGAAAUCGUAGAAGAAGAGGAGGUGGAAGAGGAGGAGGAUGAUGGAGAGGGAGGAGAAGAAGACAUGGAAAUUGAUGAACUGGAAGUAGAAGUGAAGGUGGAGCGAGGGGACGAGCAGAAAGGCGAGCGAGAGGAACGGCGAGGAGGAGGCGGACCAGCUCAAGAGGAUAGUACCCACUCCAAGAUAGGCGGACUGUAAAUCCUGUGGACUGUUCUUGGAUCACCUCCAGUCAACAGGUUGCCUUCUGGAUGAUUGCUGAGUUACCUCUGGUGGAAAGGCUACCGAGAACAGGAAUCAUGGAAGAGUGCAGAAGAGAACAGAAACUCCUUUCGGUGGAGCCAAGGCUUAUUUGCAUGAUGGAAAGAUGAUAAAAGCUUUGAUCAGUGAUUCCUGCUCCACUCAGAACCAGGAGGACGGUUUGGUUCCUCUAGAUCACUCUGGUGAAAAGGAUGAUGGGGCUUAUUAUCCUGCAAAGGAAGUUAAAGAAAUGGGCUUGCAGUCCGAGGAGGAUAAGAAGCAAAUGCAAUCGAGACUGGCUGCACCUGAGGUGGCACCUAGAAGUUUGCCUCUUGGUAUGGAGUUGACGGAAAGAAACAAGCGCCCGGCAAUAAUAUGUGGGUUCUUUGCGAAAGGAUGGUGCAUAAGAGGCAGUUCAUGUAGAUUUCUUCAUGUAAAAGAUAAUCCAGACAGUUCUAGCAAACAGCCUGUUGAAGAAAAACGCAAUGAGCGUGAUAAAGGUUUAAGAGAUGAUUCUGAGGCAUGUCCUCCUGGGAUGCUGGAUCGAUUAGGUUCUUCUUCCAAUCAAAAUAGUUCUGCAUUAGCUUCCAGUUCUUCGUCAGUUCUCCCUGUAGAUCCUAGCUUGCCAUCAACUGACAGAGGGGAUUCUUCCAAGUAUGAUGAUGGAUUCAUCUCCUCGUAUAGAAAUGUAAUUAGAAAUGGCUUGGGUCGCAGGCGCUAUGAUGAGGAUUACAAAAUCUACACUUCGCUGAUCAACAGAGGCACUUCUUUUACCCUGAGGAGUAACUUUCUGGCUGACUAUGGUCAUUCUCCAAAUGGAUCAGUUAGAUCAUUGAGCAUACAUGAAAGAGAGGUACCAACAUCAUGUUUUCCGAGCCACUCACUAAAUUCAAGCUUGAAUGCCCCUCCUUUGGCUUUCAGCUCUCUCUCUUCAAAUGCGAGUCCUCUUGAUGCUCAAAAUUUUCUGGGCAGUGAAUAUAGAUCUGCUUCUUUGCUUGAAAGUUCAUCCUUUUCAUCUGGGUCUGGACUAGAAAGACACUCUCUGCAGUGCGGUAACAAUAAGAGGAAAUUCUCUCCUUAUAAUUGGGAGCCGUCUGUGCCUUUUCGACCUUCGUUUUCAAUUGCUUCUGUUCUACCAUCUCUAGGACACCUCUAUGACCCAUUUCAUGAUAGUAUCGAACAGCCAAAAGCAGGAGAUGGAGUAUACAGAGCAUCAGAACAGCAAAUAUCUGGUCAAACUAAAGGAAACCGGGUCUCAGGUUGUGAAAAUGAAAAUUCAGUGUCUUCUCACAACCAGAUCCUUGAGCAAGUGGCAGACAAGGAUUGUCAUACCCAUGGGAGAGAUUCAUUUGCAGCUCCUGCUGAGACGGCUGAGAAUUCCAUUGUUGAUUGCCAAAACGAAGAUGCAUUGCCUGAAGAGAGCAGCCGGCCACUCAAAGAAAAUUCAGAAGUAGAUGUACGCAAUAGGACUGGUCUUCGUAAAAGCGACCAGGCAAGACUCAGAAAGGACCUGAAAGAUGAGAGGGUCAGAAAAAAGGUUGAAAAGAGCAUGCACCAUAAUACAAAUGCAGAGGAGCCCAAGGAAUCAAAGUUGCUGAGGCAUUUUAGAUUUGUUCUUAUUGAUUUUGUAAAAGCGCUGUUAAGACCAAGGUGGGAGGGUGGUCGUCUAACCAAGGAUGCCCAUAAUUUGAUAGUGAAGAAGGCAGUUGAUAAGGUGAUGGGUACCCUGAGCCCCGAACAGGUUCCUACUAGCAAGCAUUUGAUAAAGGAGUAUCUUUCCUUGUCGGAGCCCAGAAUUGUGAAGCUAGUGGAGGCAUAUGUGGAUAAGUAUGGCAAACCUUGUGAAGCCAGUUGAAAGCAUCCUCUCGUGCAAAGUUUGGAGAAAUUUCACUUCCAAGAAAUUGUAAUAGGCUUGAUUUAAUUUAUAAGACUGGGAUAUUACUCUAGGAUGAGUACUAUCCUAUCAUAAAUUUGUACAUUCAGGAUAAAUUUGAAGAAAUUCUCUGCCUUGAACUUUUUUUCAUAAAUAGGGCAUGCAAAACUGUACAUUGGUGUCAACGUUAUCCUCUUUUUCUUUGC